Syngnathoides biaculeatus (alligator pipefish) is the source of this 3244-nucleotide messenger RNA. RefSeq names its product midline 1 (gene mid1). Gene Ontology annotation, molecular function: protein binding; zinc ion binding. The record is from RefSeq and is a predicted model, not a curated record. Lineage: Eukaryota; Metazoa; Chordata; Actinopteri; Syngnathiformes; Syngnathidae. Bases 334 to 2346 code for a protein of 670 amino acids. The transcript has 10 exons.
CGAGACUUAAAGCAAUUUCCCCCUCCCUCGGAGGUUCUUCGCUCUCCUGUGUAAACCUGCAGCGGAGAUGACAGCCAAGCGUAUGUGCGCACACCCCCCCCCCACACCCCCCACCUACGAUAAUGGGAGUGCGCAACAGGGAAAGCAGAAACACCUUCCACCUCCCGCCUUGUUUACUUCCGGGAAUCGCAGCAGCCGCCGCCGCCUCACGCCCGCACUCUCUCAGCUCGCUAUCCGCCAGGGAGGAACACUUAGCGCCGCUACCAUGGGGAGGCAGAUAGCUGAGCGGCUUCCUUGGAUUUCGCUGCCCUCUCCGCUGAGUUUGGCCUGAAGAUGGAAACGCUGGAGUCCGAGCUGACAUGCCCAAUUUGUCUGGAGCUCUUUGAGGACCCGCUUCUCCUGCCCUGCGCUCACAGCCUUUGUUCCAACUGCGCCCACCGCAUCCUGGUGUCGCACUGCACCCCCAGCGAGCCCGUCCAGUCCAUCCGCGCCUUCCAGUGCCCCACCUGCCGCUAUGUUAUCAAUCUCAACCAGAAAGGCCUAGAAGGACUCAAGCGCAACGUUACCCUGCAGAACAUCAUCGACCGCUACCAGAAGGCCUCCCUCAGCGGACCCAACUCGCCCAGCCAGCCCCGGCGGGAACGAGCCACCCCCGACGGCGGCGCCAUGACGCAGCCCGGCGGAGAGCGGGUGCCGUGUCAGUUCUGCGAGCGGGAGCCGCCCCAAGACGCCGUGAAGACUUGCGUCACGUGCGAGGUGUCCUACUGCGACGACUGCCUGAAGGCCACCCACCCCAACAAGAAGCCCUUCACGGGCCACCGUCUGGUGGAGCCCCUGCUGGACUCCCACAUGCGAGGGGUCAUGUGCUUGGAGCACGAGGACGAGAAGGUCACCAUGUACUGUUUGACCGACGACCAGUUGAUCUGCGCCUUGUGCAAGCUGGUCGGACGGCACAGGGACCACCAAGUCGCCGGGCUGGGGGACCGAUAUGACAAACUCAAGCACGCCUUGGACACCAACCUCGGCAAUCUCAUCAAGAGGACCGGCGAGUUGGAAACGCUGAUGGGCAAACUCAUCCAGACGUGCCAACACGUGGAGAUAAACGCAUCCAGGCAAGAAAACAAGCUGCUGGAGGAGUGCGACCUCCUGAUCAAUAUCAUACAGCAGAGGAGGCAAAUCAUCGUUACCAAGAUAAAAGAGGGGAAGACGGUGCGCCUGAGGAAGCUGGCCCAGCAAAUCGGCAGCUGCAAGCAGUGCGUCGAGAGGGCCUCCUCGCUCAUCGCUCAAGCCGACCACACCCUGAAAGAGACCGACCCGUCCCGCUUCCUUCAGUCGGCCAAAAGCAUCUGCGAGAGGGUCUCCAUGGCAACCGCAUCCUCUCAGAUCUUGCUACCGGAAAUAAACCUGAACGACACCUUUGAUACUUUUGCUCUGGACUUCACGAGGGAGAAGAAGAUGUUAGAAAGCUUGGAUUAUCUCACAGCGCCAAAUCCACCGGUAAUCCGCGAGGAAUUAUGCACGGCUUCGUACGACACCAUCACGGUUCACUGGACGUCAGACGACGAGUUCACCGUCUUGUCCUACGAACUCCAGUACGCCAUCUUCACCAGCCACACCAACGUCGUCAGUUUGUGCAAUUCGGCCGACAGCUGGAUGAUCGUGCCGAACAUCAAGCAAAAUCAUUACACGGUGCACGGGCUGCAGUGCGGCACCAAGUACGUCUUCAUCGUCAAAGCCAUCAACCAGGCCGGAAACCGGAGUAGCGAACCGGGAAAGCUCAAGACCAACAGUCAGCCAUUCAAGCUGGACCCGAAGUCCGCUCACCGGAAGUUGCGGGUGUCCCACGACAACCUGACGGUGGAGAGGGACGAGACGUCCUCCAAGAAGAGCCACGGCCAGGACCGCUUCGGCGGCACCAGCAGCUACGGCGUCACGGGGAACGCCUACAUCGACAGCGGCCGCCAUUACUGGGAGGCGCUCAUCGGGGGAAGCACGUGGUUUGCGGUAGGUAUCGCUUACAAGUCGGCCCCGAAGCACGAGUGGGUGGGCAAGAACUCGGCCUCCUGGGUGCUGUCCCGCUGUAACAACUCGUGGGUGGCGCGUCACAACAGCAAGGAGACCCCCUUGGAGCCCUCGCCCCACCUGCGGCGACUCGGCGUGCUGCUGGACUACGACUCGGGCUUCCUGUCGUUCUACGACGCCGUGGGCUCUCAGCACCUGCACACGUUCGACGUCGCCUUCGCGCAGCCCGUCUGCCCCGUGUUCAACGUGUGGAACCGAUGCAUUACCAUCCUCACCGGACUGCCCAUCCCAGACCAUUUGGAGGGCAGCGAGUCCGGCAACUGACACGCGGGACGUUUGUGUGGACUUGAUUUUAGACACAAUAAAAGAACCGUGAGUUUAUUCCUCAUCAAACCUUUUCACCUUUUAACAAUUUGCAUUUCUGAGCAGCUCUCCCGUGACCCCUGUGAGGAUAAGCGUCAUGGAAAAUGGACGGAUGGCAAUUAUUUGCGAGCAUUUUAACUUUCGACGUCUGUACGUUAUUCUGUUGGUUCGUCUGAAAAGGGUAUACAGACUGUUUUAAAUUGCUAAAAUAUUUUAAAUAAGUUGCAUUUCUUUUCUUAAUUAAGCUUAAUAUGUUAAUCUUUACAUGUGAUGUAAAAAUGUUUAUUUUUUUUUGUCAUUGUGAGGAGGCAGUGUGAUAAAUGUCUAUUUUAAUACCUUAUGUUGGUUGUCAAACUUUUUAGCACUUUGAGAGGACAUAAAGAGACAAUAAAAUGCAUUUCUACGCCAUCCGUACAAAAUAUUUUCCUUCAUUAUUGUUAGUUUUUCCGAUAGAGCUCGUGCACCUAUGUCACCAAAGUCAUGUGACUGGCCCUGUUGAUGGUCUACCAAAGCAUUCUUCAAUGCUAAGUCGGUUGGAGACGGCACGAAAAUAUGUCUUAUAGCACGAUGCCCAGAUUUUUGUUUGAUACCGUUAAACAUUUAGAAGGUGAUAAUAAACGAAGGUACGUGGAAACAGCGAAGUCGAUGUUUUCGCCGAUAAAUUGGAAUUUUAACCCGCUGCCGCUGGUCUUGGAGAACUGGAUCUACACAUGGAUCUGGCAAGUAAGUCGUCGCGAUUUACAUGGAAGAGUUUGAAAGCGUAGAAAAGUCUAGACGCAUACAAAUACUUCGUUGUUGGGUCUGUUCUCAAUCAAGAAUAAAUUCCACGUACCGAUAGAGCCACUCAGAUUUUUUAUUU